CGGUAAGGCAAGAUCAUGUACACACACACACACAGAUUUUGAUUUUGGAGUUGACAUCAAUAUUAGUGAUGUUCAAAAUUGAAGGAAUAAAGCAACCAAAACAGACGUAAAAAUACUCAUGGAGAGCAAUACGGACGGUAUAGUACUUUGUGACAACCAGUUAUCAUUUAUUGGCCAAGAAGCCGAGACUGUGCCAGGAAUAAUAGGGAGGAAGUAUGGCAAACUGGUGACACGACUUGACCUGAGCUUCAAUAAUUUGAGGACUUUAAAUGGAAUCAAUAGCUUUGAACUGCUGGAGGAACUGAUUCUAGAUAACAAUCAGCUAGGAGAUGACCUUGAAAUACCACCUCUUCCUCAUCUCAAAACAUUAUCCAUGAACAAGAAUAAAUUAGUUAGUCUUGAAAAACUUUUGGAAGUUAUUUGUAAAAACCUUCCAAACUUGACGUUCCUUAGUAUGUUGGGUAAUACGGCUUGUCCAAAUGAACUCUCUGGUAAUGAUCAAGAUGAAGAGGAUUAUCAGCGAUACAGAUAUUAUGUCUUGUACAAGUUACCCAAGCUAAAAUUUCUUGACUCAAGACAAGUGAAGGAAGCAGAGAGACAAGAGGCUAAGAGAGUUGGUGUAUUCAUGAAGGUUGUAACCCCAACAUUAGACAAUAUGAAACCAGGUUUAUCUGCUGAUACAGAUUAUGAUGGCUUUAAGUACACUCCACUUCCAAACGACACAACUACUCCAGGAAAACAUCGUGGGACAUUUGGGGAAUGUCGUUAUGUAUACUAUGGCAAGCAUUCUGAAGGGAACAGGUUCAUAAGAAAUAACCACUUGUAACCUGGCAUUAAGUAUUUUAGUUCCAUUUUAGCACUUUUCAUGUUUCUGGUUUAUCCAAACAACUCCUAAUGUGACACAGCUUUUGCUAAAUAAUAAUUAGGCUUCGAUUGAUUAAGUUUAUCAAUUUAAAAAGUUGAGAAAAAGUCUAUUAAGAUUUGGCUGUUGUGUCAUAGCAUUGAGCACUUGCAACAGAGCUAGGUUCCAGCUCGGUAAAAGCUUGAAAACCAAUUAGAAUUUUGAGGAGGGAGGAAACUGGAGAAUUCAGAGAAAAUCUCUCGAAGCACAGAAGACUUUACUCACAUGACACCAUUCCUGGGAUUUGAACCUAGGAUGCAUGCACAUUAGCACCACACACCACUCGUGCUUCCAUCUUCUGACUACAUCAACUCUAAAUUCAUACUUUUUUUGAUAAAUGGAGGCCAGAUACCCAAGGUUUGAAAGUUGUCAAGGCCACCCAAACAAGAAACAGUAAAAAAAUAUAUUUAAUAACAGUUUAUGACUCCCAGAAAUCAGAGCUGUCGAUGAAUUAAUUGCCAUGCAGCCAGGUCAGUUAACGAAGGGCUAAAAAAACAUGGCUCCUAGUUCCAUAUAGCUUUGAGGUUUUUUCCUGGUUCGUCUAUGAUUCUUGAUUUUCUGUUGCAUUUACUGUUGUCAAAGGGGAUAUUCUUGACAUCGUUUUGUCAAAAUACAGGCCUUGCAUGAACUAUUAUUUUCCAGACUGUAAUUAGUGAGGUUUUAGCUAAUGUAACUCUUAGUUUUUGGUCAUCAAUGUUCGGUAAAUUACUUUAUUUCUAUUUAAAGAAAUGCAUUACACCAGUGAUGUCUGCAUGAAAUUAUAUUUAAUUUGAUAACAUUUUCCUAUUGAUUUGUAGUAAUUUUAAGAGCUGAGAGUCUCUUUCUGACUGUGAUAAAUCUGUACCAUGAGUAUAAAUACUAAAAGCGUGCAAUCUACAAAGCGUUGAAUUAUGCUAAUUCUAUUGUUUCCUUUUGUUUAUUUCGUGCUAAGAAGUUAAAGUAUUGCACGGUUUUAGUGUUUGUAUAAUUAUUCUAUUCAUUUUAUUUUGCACUUAAUUACUGGUACAUAACAGUGGAGUGCUGUAAUUUUUAGUACCACAUUAUCAGUGCUAGUUAUAUUGAUGGCGUUUCAUUGAUUUUGAUGUUUUCAUUGUAUUUUUCAAUAAAAUUGCUUCUGUUUUUAGAAAAAUAUGUGAAUAUUGUGACUUAUGCAUAAAUAGAUAAAUAAUAGGUCAAGCUAUAGAUUUUAAUUUUUAAAGUAGUUAUACAAUAAUAUUGAAAUAAAUUAGUUUUAUAUUU
Actinia tenebrosa (Australian red waratah sea anemone) is the source of this 2140-nucleotide messenger RNA. RefSeq names its product leucine-rich melanocyte differentiation-associated protein. Lineage: Eukaryota; Metazoa; Cnidaria; Anthozoa; Actiniaria; Actiniidae. Gene Ontology annotation, biological process: melanocyte differentiation. The record is from RefSeq and is a predicted model, not a curated record.